Clarias gariepinus (North African catfish) is the source of this 1838-nucleotide messenger RNA. RefSeq names its product RAD51 paralog C (gene rad51c). Gene Ontology annotation, cellular component: Rad51C-XRCC3 complex; Rad51B-Rad51C-Rad51D-XRCC2 complex; replication fork. The transcript has 9 exons. The coding region runs from base 555 to 1640 and encodes 361 amino acids. Gene Ontology annotation, molecular function: ATP-dependent DNA damage sensor activity; crossover junction DNA endonuclease activity; four-way junction DNA binding. NCBI's taxonomy places the organism in Eukaryota, Metazoa, Chordata, Actinopteri, Siluriformes, Clariidae. Gene Ontology annotation, biological process: reciprocal meiotic recombination; DNA repair; meiotic DNA recombinase assembly. The record is from RefSeq and is a predicted model, not a curated record.
UUCCUGUCAGCUACGGAACGCAACAAGGGACACGUUCAACCAAAAAAGAGCGCGGUUUGAAAUUCUUUCGUGUUUUAUAUAGUAUAUUCAGUUGUUUUCAUGUCUGAUUUCCUCUUCUUAUCGUUCCGUUCUAAAGUUAAACGUCAUUUCAGGAUAAAGUGAAUUAAUGUGAGGUCGAUGAAACAAAUAAACAUGUUAGCAAGCUAACCGCUACUCUACAGGCAGGCUAUUAUAUUGGGCUAAAAAAGUGAUUUGAAAAAGAUAUAUAAUUACAGAUGACAUCAUUAUUAACAAAAUACACAUAAAUUGUGUGUUUAUUUCGUGUAAACUCGUACCAAGGAGAAUAUUUUUGUUGCUGUUUUUGCCCUCACCAAAAUGGCGGCGGUUGGCGCUGUGAGAAUGCGGAAGUGAUGUACGGAAAGUGAGCAGGCACACACAGGAUGGAAGCGCGUUUGGAAAUUUGACUCUGUGUUUUUCCCAGUAGACUGCAGUCUGUUUACACAGAUGAAAUGUUUGAGUUUUAGGGCAGUUCUGAGAAGUGCAGUUAUAUUGUCAUGAUGCUCAGGACCGUGUCCAGUUCUCCUCUGGCUCCUUCUGUGAAGGUCAAGCUAAUCACAGCUGGCUUUCAUACAGCUGCAGACCUGACAGAUGUGCAGCCGCUCCAGCUGUGUAAAGCAGCAGGAAUAUCUCAGGAGGAUGCAGAUGAAGUGUUACGGACGCUACGUGACGAGGCCUCACCCCUCCACCAGGGGGCAGCGGUGCAGAGCGUCACUGCGUUGGAUCUCCUGCACCAGGAGGAGGCGCGGGGCAACAUCGUGACCUUCUGCUCCGAGCUGGACUCCGUGCUUGGAGGCGGGGUUCCUGUGGGGAGGACCAUGGAAAUCUGCGGCGUUCCGGGCAUCGGAAAAACCCAGCUGUGUGUGCAGCUGGCUGUAGAUGUGCAGAUCCCCGUGUGUUUUGGAGGACUGGGUGGUGAAGCCGUGUUCAUCGACACCGAGGGUGGGUUUGUCGUGCAGCGGCUGGUGGCCGUGGCCAAGGCUGCGGUGGAGCACUGUGUCGCUCUGGCCGAGGACGAAGAGCAGCGGAAAGCCUUGGAGAGCUUCACCGUAGAGAAGAUCCUCUCUGGCGUGUUCCUCGUGCGCUGUCAGGAUCACGUGGAGCUGCUCGCCGAGCUUCACCUGCUGCAUGAUUUCCUGAGGAAACGCCCACAGGUGCGGCUGGUGGUGAUAGACAGCGUGGCGUCCCCCUUCAGACACUGUCUGGAGGACCUCUCACACAGGACACGCCUCCUCACCGGCCUCGCGCUGCGGCUCGCGCGGAUAUCAGCUCAGCACACCGCCACGGUGGUGCUGACCAAUCAGAUGACGACUAGAGUCUGGAGCGGCCAAUCCCGUCUCGUCCCCGCUCUGGGUGAGAUUUGGGGUCACACAGCAUCACAGAGACUCAUCCUGCACUGGGAAGGAACACAAAGGUUUGCGUCUCUGUACAAAUCAUCGAGCCACAGAGACGCUAGCGCUUCCUACCUCAUCACGGCUGAAGGAUUCAGAGACGUGAGUGUUUCGGCGUCUUCUGUCCCGUCUCCCAGUCCUGCAGCAGGAAGCCACAGCAAACGUCCUCGCACUGAACACCAGCACAGUUAAUUUCUCUCUCUCUCUCUCUCUCUCUCCCUCUCUCUCUCACACACACACACACUGUUUGCACAGGAAGAACUGGUCUCCAGUCAGUGUUCCUGAGCUGCACAUCCUGUGUGUCAGAAUAAAUCUGAGUGUUGUAUCAUUAAUAGUAAUAAUUCACGUCAGCCUCACUGCUGAUCUGUAAACACAUCUAUUAAAGCAUCA